Molecule: messenger RNA, 885 nt
Organism: Bactrocera dorsalis (oriental fruit fly)
Lineage: Eukaryota; Metazoa; Arthropoda; Insecta; Diptera; Tephritidae
Exons: 3
Coding region: 143-595 (150 amino acids)
Source: RefSeq, a predicted model, not a curated record
ACUCAUCUGUUCAUUUUUGUAUGCAAUUUCGUUUGCAACACAAUGGCAACUAUGCGAGCCAAUUCUAAAUGGCAUCCAUGGCAAUUUGUGGCAUAUCAAUAUCAGCUGAUCAUUAAAACAGUUCAAACAAAGUUCUUAUAAAAUGGAAGAAAAAAAACGUUCGCGGAUAAAUGGAACUUUUCGUUGGACAGAACGACAAACUAAAGAUUUACUCAACAUUAUCGUGGAAAAUGUAAAAGCUAAUCAGGAACAGUUCGAGAAACCAACUGCUCAAAAAUUCUAUGAGCAUAUUAUGCGAACAAAACUGAGGCACCUAAAAACAAGUUUUUCGUCCGCACUGAAAUGGAAGGGUCAAACAUGUGCAAGAUUGCUAGAAAAUGGAGAUGUAAAAAGCGUUGAAGAUUACAUUAAAAAAAUGUGUCCAUUCUAUGAUGACUUGUACGCAAUAUUUGGUCAUCGUGUAAAUGUGCAGCCGCCAGCUAUCUAUGAAUCAACCAUGCCAGUGUCAUUGUUGGAUACUUUUGAAGUAGAUGCGUUGAUGGAAAAUGAUGGCGAAACAUUUUCAACAAGUUUACCUGAAAGGGGCCAUCCAUAAAUUACGUCACACGAAUUUAAGGGCUUUUUAACCCCUCCCCCCGUCCUUGUCACAAGUUGUCACAUUUUGAACUAGUCCCCCCCUUUCGUGACGUCACACAUUUUUCAAUUUUAUGGAUUUAUCAAAAAAUAAAAAAAUAAACCAGGUUAUUCUAUUUAUUCUUAUAUUUAUUGAAUAAUCUUUAAUAAAAUCAACAUUUAGUUAAAUAUUAAAGUACAGACACAACGAAUGACUAGUCAAAAAAUAACAGGUAUUUACUUAAUUAUGCUAAUUAAAAAUACAAAACUUAA